Messenger RNA from Mesorhabditis belari, 897 nucleotides. The record is from the annotation of a GenBank genome assembly. NCBI's taxonomy places the organism in Eukaryota, Metazoa, Nematoda, Chromadorea, Rhabditida, Rhabditidae.
AUGAUUUUCCGAAUAGCGAUACUUUCAUUUCUCGUCGUCACCCUGAAAGCGGUGAACGGCGAACCGGUGGCGAGUUUGAGUGAAAAUUUGCGAUCUGAUUUGAUCGAUUUGAUCGAUUACAGAGAUUUCGUUGCAGCGGCUAAGCCGACUUUCGAAUGUCUCACUCAUGAUAUCGUUUUGGUGUUUGAUGAGACGCAAAGUAUCUACAAUGAUACAAUUGCUGAUUGGAAAGAACUCUCCUACAAGAUUCUCCAGGAUUUCAAAUGGUUUGGAGAUUUGAAAGCUGGCGAUGAUCCGGGUGUCUUUACGAGAAUCUCAGUUGUCGUGUUUGGUGGUUUGGAUCAUUUUGGCGGUCAUGAUGAACACGCGAAUCGACAAGUUGACAAGAGUGACGAUAACGAUUACAGUAGUAUGGUUCUCUUCGAUUUGGACAAGUAUCCUGAUUGGCAAUCGGCAAAGAGUAGAAUCGCAGCCAAUGUCUUUGUCUACAAUGGGCUCACCAAUAUCACUUUUGCUUUGAACUCUGUGCAACACGUGUUCGACAUCGCAAAGAAUUACGAGGAUGAUAACAGAACGCCGAAAAGAGUUGUGAUCACAAUGACUGACGGAUUUUUAUCCGCUGACGAAGAGUAUGCGACAAAAGCUCAAGCUAAAAUCCUCCGCGAAGACUACAAAGCUGAUUUGUGGUUUGUUCUCGCCGAGUUUAACGUCGAUAAUGUCGAUUUCCCGCAUGCUUACAACCUCGCAGUCGCCAUGACUGAUAAUAAGCCCCAGAGAGUGUUCAACUCGUCGAAAGCGGCGAUGAGCUCAAACACAUUCGAAGCUACGUACGGAAAUGAAUAUCCCUGUCCAUCGAAAAGUUUGUUUUAUUUGAGAAAGGUGAAAAGAACUUGGAUG